This is a messenger RNA of Bactrocera oleae (olive fruit fly), 1736 nucleotides long. Lineage: Eukaryota; Metazoa; Arthropoda; Insecta; Diptera; Tephritidae. The record is from RefSeq and is a predicted model, not a curated record.
GAUGAAAAUCUCAUGUUCGCAGUUGAAGAUGACAUUAACAAUGUCGACGAUGGUGGUAAUGUCGUCGCCAUAGCGAAACCACCUGUGGCUGCCACACGUUCAACGCUAACGGCUCAUUAUGCAGCAGGCGCAAAGCCUCCAGUUGCCGCACGCACCACACCCGCCUGCAUCGAACAGCGCCUGCCCGCUUUUAAGGCACACAGCGAUAACUCGGCAAAUGUGCAGAUGGUGUUGUUGCAAAAUCAAGUGGAUACACUGCAGUGGCAAUUGAAGCAGGUGGAAACAAGUAAUGAAAUGUAUCGUGCUGUCAUCGAAGAGAUUGCACGCUUCCUUGAUCGUUAUCAAACGCAAAAACAACAACAACGUCAAUUACAACAACAGCAACAAAUAUCACGUUCCAAGAGUCUCUACCAAGUCUACGAUGGCAACAGCACUGGCGAAGGUCAUGAACAAAGCACCAGCAGUGUUGGCGCCUUUGCAGAUAAAUCAAUUGGCACAUCUUCUUCGUGUUUGCGCACGCGCAGCACCAGCAACCUGAUCGUAGACCUCAAGCAAUCAGCCAUACACAAUGGCAAUGCCGCAAAAUCAGGUGGCGCCAACAUGAAGCAUAGCAGUCUGGCCACAGCAGUGGCAGAUAAGCGGAGUUAUGAUGCCAUUAACACAACCAACAACACUGCGUACACAACAUUCAAGGACUUUACCUGGCGCCGUUCACCUAAAAAGUGUGCCGAGUCUAAGGCUCAAGCCGCCGCUGAUGAUCUUGAGGAAAAACUCAACCAGGAAGCUUUUCGUCUCUCGCGCACCAUACACAAUCUGCUCAACACCUCUACACGUCAACCGGAUUUAACGCAGCAUCGUAAUGGCGUGUCGGCAUGCAACAAUACACUACACACGAAAGUAGCGAAACCCGCAACAAUACCGACAACACACAUUACACCUGCUCAAAACAAUGCGAGCAACAAAGUUAAUGCCACAGCUGCUGCGGACAAGCACAACAGCCGCACCGUCCCAGCCGCCACCAACUCGCUUGCCAAUGCCACUGCGGAUAUGCUCUUCCUGCGCGCGAACAACAUACGCGACUCGCGCCUAUCGUUGCGUAGUUCCACUGAUAGCUCUGUACAUUCCACCACCUCCAAUUCGUCUGUGGUAUCCACCUCCUCCUCUUCAGCAGCAUCGACUUCAUCGGGCAAGGUGGAAACGGACGAAGAUGUAACGCUACAUCAUCCCUUCCAUCCGAUUGUGCUGCCAUUCAAACAGCACCAACAUCCGCUCAGCUCAGCCACCGAAGACGAAAGUGGCUUCAGUUCGAUUAGCUCAUUUCAGGAUAUCGGAUUACCGCUGUGCUCCACAAUGAUUUCGAACGGCACAUCCACACCGAAUCGUUUAUCGUUGGCGAGCGUUAAAUUGGACACAGCCAGCUUGGGUAAUGGCAACGCUGCGCCCACUGCUGGGCUGUGUGGUGGCGAACCGCGCGAAUAUGCGUGCGAUAGUCGUAAUUCAACCUUGAAAGCCAAUCAUCCCGGCAAUGUGCUGGGCGUACCACUGCAAGCCACACACGACAUGCAACACCGUUGGGAUACAACAACGAAAACCAGUUAUCGCAACGCCAACAAGUAUCAACGUUUCUCUACGCUCUCCAACGAGGAAGCGUCCGCAGUACUUUGGGUGUAGGAACGCGCAAAUCGGCCUCAAUUCUACUUAGUGCAUUUAAUUUAUUAAAUGUUUCUUCUAGUAAA